GUUGAUUGUUUAGGCUUACGCCGCUUGUCGCGCUGCGAGGAUUGGCUUUGCAUGGCGUUCCCUUGGACACAGGGAAGCGCCACUCCCUUCGCAUGCCACGCGCUGGCCAAGACACGCGGCCCAUAUUCGUCCCGGGCGCAGCGCGGAUGGCCGCGUGGUAGGGAGCCGAGCGAGGUGCUAGUGCGUAGGCCUUGCGUCUACGGCGGGGGCCACCCGGAAUCGCCGGAGGGCGCCUCUGACCCACUUUGCGUACGAUCAAAACAAAGCGCGCACACAGCCGCGCGUUUUUCCCACGGCAAACCUGCGUCACAGGAGCCGAGUACUGGAAGCGAGCUGGCCUCCAGUGGAGGAGCGGGCGUGUCCGCGGUGGUGGCGGCAGGGGGUGCGGCGCCCCCCCAGCCGCCUCCGCCGCUGGCCCUCAAGGAUGUGCAGUGUCCCAUCUGCCUCAAGGUGUUCAGCCGCAAGUUUUCCCUCGAGAUGCACUUCCUGAUCCACCAGGGACUCAAGCCGUACAAGUGCCAGUUCUGUGGGCGCUGCUUCCGCCAGAAGGGCACCCUCAUGCGCCACAAGGCCAUCCACAGUCAGACACCGUCGUACCGCUGCGGCCUGUGUGACAAGAGCUACCGCCAGAAGAAUGUGUUCCUGCACCACCUCCGCAACCGGCACAAGGUGUCCACGGACGUGCUCGACCGGCGGCGCUGCCACAUCAAGAACAAUGCUGGCGGCGGUGUCAUGGAGGCGGUUCCCGCAGCGCCAUUACCACCGCCAUCGUUGAGUUCGGUGUGCCUGCCUCCGCUGAGUCCGCCCGAGCCACCACCAGGCGAGGCCGCGCCACCCGUGAUGUUGCGCAUCUCAGAGCGCCAGCAGGCCCUACCGCCGUCCUCCGCCGCGUUGUCCAUGUGGCAAUGCCCCUUCUGUGCCUUCGAGAGCGCCCACGACCCCGAGAUCUGCCGCUCGCACCUGCUCCAGCACGUGGGAGAGCCAGCAGACUGUCCGCUCUGUCCGCGGCAGCUUGCCUCACCCCAGGAGCUGGCGGCACACCUGCGCGAUUUCCAUGAGAGCGCAGGCUUGGCUCCCAUUCUGACCAACCAGGCUGUCGCAACGGCAGGUCGUCCCCCAGACGUGACCUUCACCUGCAUUCCGUGCCAGAUGGAGUUCAGCAGUGAAGAGGACUUUGAAUGGCACGUGCGCACGCACGUGCAGAGUGUUCUCUCUGAGCCGCCCGUAGCAGCGCCACGGCCCCCCCUGCCGCCCAGCACAUCCACCAGUGAGGGACCCCUCGACCUGACCGAGGCGCGACCGGCUGCAGCGCCACCUUACUCUGCACCGCUUCCGAUCAAAUUGGAGGCAGAGACUUCGCGCAGCUUGUCGUCCUCUCCACGGUUUCCGCACAAGCAGCAGCAGCAACAGCAGCAGCAGCAGCAGCAGCAGCGCCGUCAGCUCCUGUGCGUCGAGUGUGGGAAGCUGUUUGGCUCCAAGGCGCUCUACCGGUACCAUGCGCAGCUGCACUUGGAUGUCCAGGGGGUGACAUUCAGGUGCCCGCAGUGCCGGCGGCGGUUCUCUCGCAAGGGGGAGCUGCUCGCACACACACGGCAGCGCCACCUGCGGCGCUUGCCGUGCCUUCGGUGCGGCCGCCAGUUCAGCUACCGGUGUCUGCAGCAGGCGCACAUAGCUCGGUGCCAGGGCCCGCCAUCGCUCUGCAUCCCUGUGGUGGACGUGCAGGCGGCGCGCGGUGCACUCGGUGCCAGCCUCCUCGGCGUCAUUCCUCUGGUGGCGCCUGAUGGGCAGGAGGCCAGCCCGCUGCUGGGAGUCCCCGUACUGGCGCCGGACUGCCUGCCGCUCAAGAGCCGGCUCAACGGGCUGCACAUCUCAGCACGAAUCGGGCUCUAGUCUUCCACCAGCCCCCCCACUGCUGGAGUACAAAAAGAAAGGGCCUCCACCAGGGAGCAAGGAUGGACAGAACAGGGGUAAAGAAAAAACUCCUCUUCAUGGGCACAAGCGUGUGCCGGCGACCAGAUAACGUCACAGAAAAAAAAAGUGUAAGGCCUGUGGGGCAGAGGAAUUUGGACUGAUGGCAUCUAGCAAUGUCACAGAACUAUAACAUUUAUGUACCAUGAUGAGGUCACAUUGCGCUGGCACCACCUGGCGACACGAACUCAAAGCAAGUUUCGUUGCUCGAAAUGUUGCUGCACAUAGCACGGACAGGAGGCUCAGGCAGGGGAGCGCAGGUUGGUGGCAUCUGGUGGAAUUGUACACGAGCUGCCAGCCCUGUGGUGAUAUCGCUCACCAGCACCAGGUGGCGCCAUCAUGUGACAGGCUUUAGGUGCUCGGGAGCAUUUGUGGCAUUAUCUGGUCGUGCUGGAGUGUGGAGUUUCCUCCGGCCCCAAUCGAUUCUUGCUUCCUGGCUUCCGCCAAAGACUCCCACUGGGGGCCCCGUGCCAAAGGCGUCUUCCAUCCGCCGUCAUCACAGUGCUCCUCCCCGCCCGUCCAGAGAAUUGAGAGAGCAAUAACUGUCGCGAUGCACUAGGAACGCCAUUCGACCCGGUGAAAGAGACUUUGCCAGCCCCCUGCUCUACCUCAUUGUUUUGUUACACUAGACUGCUGCAGCGUGGAAGUGAGAGAACGCAGCAGGCUAUACAUGAAAGCAGGGUUGGGAACCUCCCAUACAGAUUUCCGUGGCAGGCCGUUGCCUUUUCAUUGUCACCUACAUGUAAUGAUGCUGCUUCCAAAGGCAAUGUAGGGCACAGUUGCAAGCUGUUUAUUUCUAUACUGUAUGAGAGUGGUAGUAAAGUAAUGGCACUAGGCUUUAACCAAGUGUUGCCUAAAUAGCAGCAGCAGCAGCAGCAAGUGUAUGCAACUCUUCCAAAUGUGUCACUGGCUACUUCGGGCUGAAAUUUCACACAUUAGCUAUGUGUUUACUACUUUGCAGUGGGUUAAGUUUGGCGCCACAUCUUUGUGCAAAUACUGGGCCUGUUUCAUCCAUGACAAGUCCAAAGUGCAUGUGUAUCAACCCCUGCGCUGCGGCGGAGCGAUGGUGCGGUUUGUCAUUUCGGCAUUGAAGAAAUGAUAGAUGGCACCACCGUUGCUUUGCAGUGUAAUCAGCCUUCUUUUCUUUUUUUAUGUAGCAUCGCAACAGGAAAUAUGUGCCUCAGAUUUAUUGUGGAUGAAAUAGAGGGCAGGUAAUGCAAGCGAGUAUUGUAUUACGCUGAGCCGACUGCGAAAUGCUGCCACAGCGCGAAAUUCGGGUGCAAGCAAGGUAGUGGUUUCUACCGAAGAUCCAUAUGCACUCCUCUUUAGGUGUAAUGGAAUCAAGCAGGUUUUACAGAAAGCACAGCUGAGCACAUUAUGUAAAAUAUUGUUUUUGCAGACUCUCGCAGCACACAGCUUCACUUUUCCCAGGGCUGUGAGAUACCAUCUUGAUGAAGUUGUUAGGGCUGGGCGAUUAACCGUCUCUUUAAAUAGUUAUUUUCUUCCAGUCAAUCUUCAGUUGCACUCCCGUCAUUUAGGUCCGAGUAAGUGCAAUUAGUGGAGCAUGGUCUCGCGCCCUCAACUUAUUGGUUUCCUUGUUCAAAUACCUGCACACUAUUGCAUCAGAAUGCAGGGUUUAGUUCAUUUGUCCUGUACUGUCUGUAGUUGGACUAGUUAUUAUCAAAUCAUUGGGCAGGAGGAACGAGAAAAACCACAUAGCAUGAAGAAAAGAGUGACACAAACAGUGCAUCGUUUGUAUCAUCCACUCAUUCCCUUAUGUUGUUUUUUGUGCGUUGUGCCCACUUUCAAACUAGUUUAACUUUUUGCUGGAUGCGCUCUUUGUUUAACGGUAAGAACUGUCCAAUUCUAUACACAUAAUGCCCCCCCUCUGUUCUUUAGGAGGCUUAUUGUCAAAGUCGGCAUGAUCUAUUGAUAUAUAUUUAGGUUGGCUAAACCAAUUAACAAUUCAAUUAGUUGGUAACAGAAUGUUGCUACAUUGCACUUAAUAAGUGCAAGACUAUUUUAACAACUUAGUAAAGCCUUUCGUACCUGAUAGUAGGAGGUACUGCUUCUUAAAAGUAUCCAGAUAUAAUUCAAAUUAAUUGAUUUGGUACAUUCUGUGUGGUGCUCCCUGAUUCUGACGCAACCUGAUAACAUUCUUUGAAGUGCCAGUUUACACAUUCUUCUGCCACUAAUUCUUGCCACUGUUCAUGCUGCAAGUUUCAACCAAAAGUAGUGUGACAAUAGUUCUUAUUUUAUUAGCUCUGUGCAAACAGAAUGUUGAUGUGUGCAGGAAUUCCAUGUUACUUUAAUAGUCCAACAUGACAUUACUUGAAAAAAGAUAUAUGUAGUCAAGCACCUUGGCUAUGUGCUUAGAAUUACGUUUACUUCUGUAUGCUAUCAUAUUGUAGAUGUUUAUCUUCUGCUUGCUUUAUGUAUGAUUUCUGCUGCUUAAAUGAAACCUUGCGGUGCUGUUAGAGUGUGUUACGUCUAUCAAGAUUGUCACAUGUGACUGAACUUUAAUUAUAGUUAUUUAUCGAAAUCUGCAGUUAUAUCAUGGCACAGAAUGUGGAGCACAAUUGGAAUCUGAUUAUCUGUAAUGUAAUUAUUUCUCUAGCAUUAGUACAAUUGUACUUGGUUGAGAAAGCAGUGCAGAUUAGGGCUGAUGCUGUUACUAAAAAUAAGGAAGUGUCUCAUGGAAGCAACAUCAUUUUCCCCAAAUGGUAACAAGUGUACUUGAGUAGAACUCGUUCUUGGGCAUGUUUGGCGCACUCUUUCUAGAGUAAGUUCAGUGAGACGCAAAUGGUCACACAUACAAAAAGAUACUAGACAAGCGGUAACUGAAAGUAGUUGUUAGUUAGCGCUCAUCCUUUUUGUAUGUAGAGUCGUCUGCUUUGCGCUAAACCUACUUUGAAAAACGAGUACACCUACAAAAGAAUCGAAAACUGGGUAGAUCGGAAUGCUUCCGUUCAGUUGCAGCUCUAAACAACUGUUGGCAAGAAAGCAAUCGCUAGGCACGCACCGUCUUUCCGUCGUUUCGACUGAAGGACAGCGUUUGUCAGUCUUCUGCUUGCCAUCCGAGUCCUUCGGCAUCGUAACACCACGAGCGCACAACUUUACCGCCAGAACUUGCAGACCUUACCGGUCCCACUUGUUCCCAUGCCGCAAGAAACGCUCAUGCGUUGGGAAGAGACCGCUUGCUUUCAGUGCAGCUAGCGAUCGCGUUGUGCCCCACUGCCUCUACCACACUGCGCCGAACUUGAGUGGCGUCCUAGUGCACCGCGGCGAACAAUUUUUUUGCGACUGCUUUCUUUCGUUGCACGAACUGGAGAAUCUCCUCAGAGAACAAAUUAUAUCGUUUCAUUUUUUUGUUGUUUGUUUCUUUUUAGCUUGUGUGCCUUUAGCUUGCGCGGCAUGUCGUGGAGAAGAGAGAAGAAGAAGAAAAAAAGAUUUUAGGAGGGGCAUUAUUUAUUGCGCACACUCCUCAAGUGUCUUUUUUGUCACGCAGACUUGCAUCCCCUGUGGACAAAAAAAAUAUAUAUAUAUACAUGUGAAAAAAAAAGAAAGCCUUCCCAUUUUCCCCUCAUUGGGUCGGCACCUUCUCAUCCGGCCUACCAGGGAGGUCACACACAUCAUGGCCAGGCCCGAAAUAAGUGCUCAUAUCACACACUCGUCGCAGUUGUUUUUUGUUGAAACGGUGCUGCUGCCCACUGCACUUUUAAGUGAACUCUGGUUUGGGCCUGCACCAAAGGGGACACAUAGGAGCACUUGUACUAGACCGGGCCAGUAUAUGGUAAAGGACUGUCCUUGACUAUAUUCCGGUUAACAAAGUUUUUUGUAUCGCAACGAAACAGACUUCGCUCUACCGUGGCUUGUUUGGAUAUGCAUACUUGUUUUGUUUAGCUUUUUUUUUCCCUUUCUUUUUUUCACGGAGGCCGUGUACAACAAGCUGUUUUUGGUCGCAAUGAGCUUUAUGAACACCUUCGCGAGCCGCUUGUCAUUUACAUUGUGCCGCGUUAUGCGCCGUUGACAUCGUUGGCAGUGCAAGAACUGUGCUGGCUGGGAGACUUGAUAUUCCAGCCAUGGUCGCUUGUUGCAAGCAGUUGAGCUGUAUAGAAACGUGGCUUGUCGUCUGCGAGGUUGUAUGUUGCCGCCGGUCCCUGCUUGGGUGUUUUGGCUCUGGUCGUUGUAGGACAGUGUUCUCAGUGAAAGCGCCUGAAUAGGAGUUACAACCUGAACGUGACUUGUGUGAGACUGCUGUUUGCAGGCAUCGUGGAUGUUGACUCUGUGAGGGGGGUGCAAGCUGGGCCCGAUUCGUGAAGCUUUUCAUUCGUAAGGACUGUUGCUCAUUGACCGGUGCCUUCACUGGUACAGAAUUGAUCAUGACAAUUCAACGGCACUAGAUCUUGCAAAUUGCUUGUGCCAUCUCUUGUUGCUAAAGCUCUCAAUUCAUAAGAACUGAUUCUCUUUUGACUGGUGCUUUCACAGGUUCACCAUUCACUUCGACAAUUGGCCGACACUUGCUCUUGCAAGGUGUUCCUGCGGGCUGUUGUUGCAAGCAAAACAGCUUCACAAAUCUGGGCCUUGCAUUGCUGAUGAAAGGGCAGAUUGAUGUAGCACGAUGUCUAAGCUUGCAUUAAUACGCUUUUUGUAAGUGCUUGCAAAUUAACUGAUCAAGUGAUUCUGUGAUGCACCCAUGAUGAGUUGUAUUGGCCCAAGUUUUUAAUAGAAUUCCUCUGGAGGCCUCCUUAAUUAAGGGGAGGUAAUUGGAAGCACCGAUGCAGGAAGUCUGCAAAAAUGCGUGUGAUGUUUUUCUUUUUCUUUUUUUUUCAGAGCUCAGGUAUCUUGAAAGGCUUGGUGCCUACCAUUCCACCUUUUAUUUUUUUUUCUUACUAUUAGUUUUGUUUUGCUUGAAACGUCAGCUUGAUUUGGCAAGGGUCAAAAGACGUUCUUGAAAAGAGUGCAGGCUAUACCUGUGCAUUUUGUGCAUCACAUCAUCACCACUUCAUAGAGCUGCCUACCCGUCCUACAGAGAGGUCAGGCAGCUCAUUAGAGGGCAGAGACAUCAAGAUUUGGCCUCACGUUAUCCUUAAAAGGAAUUCACGUGCAGUAAUUGACUAAAUGAUGGUUCACAGCAAUGAACCCUAAAACAUGGCGCCUCUGAGGGUUCGUCUUGAUUUCUCAAACUAUCUAGCAUCGUGUAAUGGUAAUCUACAGCAAAGCAUUGUUGAACAAAAGUGCACGGUUGACAGCAUGUGUCAAGGACACACUAGCGUAUGUGCAGAACAUGCAGUAGUAUGUGUGCGUACACACAGUCUGUUGUAUACACACAGAUGCGUGCAAUAACAUGUACGCAAUAUAUGCACCUGCGUCCAUAUGAAUACAUUCAUGUUCACAUGUGUACGUAUGUUCGAGUGCAUGUACAUGUGUGCGCUCAUGUGUACAUUUAUGUGGACAUGCAUACUGCAUACAUAUGUGCAGAUAUGUGUAAAAUGUGUGUAUUAUCCGUGGCGCAAGCUUACGGGGUGCAGUUUCUGCAAGAAACUUGAAUCUCUGUAUAGUUCGGGAAUGCAGUCCUUCAUUACACACCGCUGCAGGCUGCAACUCUAAAAUCUUUGCCAUGUGCGCAGGCCUCACAAACAUUUGGUUUCUUUGCAGAACCUGUUGUAUGUAAACCUUUAUUGCUGACAGUAGAGCAGCCUCAAAAGUGGAGGCUGGAAGUGAGAGAGCUCCACUUUGCACGUGCGCAUAACGUGCACCAGAGCCAGCAUCAACACCAAUUGUUUCUGUUGGAAGAAACAGCAUCGUCGCAUUGAGGAUAUGACGUCUGAUGUGAAAAUCAAAACCACUCGGCAGAAGGGGCCAGUAGGAAAUCUUGCGCCCAUCUAGGAAACUUGUGUUAUACUCCAGGUUUAUUGGUUGCACUUCGUGUUAUUCCCUCCAAAAAGAACAAGAGCUGAUAUCUUGAUGUCUCUGUCCCAUCAAGUGUGCUUUGCAAGGUACAAACAAAAUGGGGCCUCAACACGUUUUGUAGGCUGAGAGAAUGCCUUCCGGUGUCGGGGCGGCAUGAGGGCUGUUUUUAUUCCCCCCCCCCCCAACAUGCGAACGGCAUUUAGCUGAAGGGUAGCACAAGCCCAGACAAGGCAUGCGAGUCACAGGCAUACCCAGCAAUUCAGAGCAAAAGUUUUCAUUUCGUCACCGACAGAGCCUCAUGACGGCAAAGCCUAACAUAGCUUUUGAAACCUUAGUUCUGCUGACCACGUUGUAUAGAGCUACUUGUAACCAACUUGCGUAAUCAUAACUAUGAACUGUGCUUCAUCAUGCCAGUCUGUGCCACGUUGUUCUUUGUGAAAAAUACAGUGACACCAGACCUUUUUGUGCUUCUGACUCAUCUUUGUGCAUUCAUUCCUUUUUUCUUGUUUUAUCAUUUAGAUUUUAGAUAAUGCAACACCCAGUGCGGUGCCUUAUUGCAGUGAGAGGCAUUCAUUAAUGUUGCCAUGUGCCUCGUUCCACAUUACGCUACGUUCAGUUAAUGAUUCAGCGGAACCUUAUCCAAGGAAGCCCGACCCUCUGGCGUAAUUGGGAAAUCGGUUAGAUGUGCCCCGAAAAAUCUUCCGCGUGUUCAAAAUCUGAGGAAGUUGAGGCGGACGCCAGAGGCUGUGUAGAUAGAAUCUAGCACUCGUAGGAAUGGACUUGUUUGUCUCAACAUUGCUGGUGGAUGGCAUAGUCUGUUUUACAUGCUGCCUUUCAAAUUCAGAACAGGAAGUCAAACAAGGCUGAGGAUGACAGAAAAGUGGAGACUUGAAAUGAUCAAAAGUGGAGCCAUCAUUUUGGCAAGCGAGCUUGCAUUUGUCAAGGCGAAGACAAAUCAGAAGGACAGAAAGUCGGGCGAAUUGGUAUGGCUUUAUUUGUUGGCAAUGAAUGGGACAAGAAAGCACAAGGACAAUGGAAGAAAAGAAGAAAAAAUAGAGACAGAGGCAUUUGCAUGUGGCAGUUUUCGUCAUGCUCGAGUUUUCUCUUGCUUUUUGUGUCGCAAGUGAAGCUUCAAGACACAGCAAUUAGAGUGGUGUCAAAAUGCUGUCGUCAGACAUAUACAAAAUGGCAUUAAGUAGAAUUUAGCCACCCGCGUUUUUAAUGGUACUAUACAACUACUGCCAUCGUUUACGGACAGGAAGUCAUUUGACUGCUUUUAACAAAACUAGAGAAUGUUCCCUUUCUUCAACACUGAAAAGUGCACUCGGCGGCCGCGUUAUGCAAAAGUAGCACCGAUGGGAAGCAGUGAUGGGGCGGGAUUCCUUGGCUAGUCAGUGCAAGUUAGAACCAUUAUCUGCAAAUGUUAUAAUUUCUGAUUUCGGUUCCCGCUUUUAUCAAUCCCAAUGGUAGACCUGGAGCAGGCUUUCUUGCUCCGCACCGGACUUUGUUUUCCGUCACAGCGGCCACAUUUCGAUGGGGGUGAAAAGCAGGAACACCCGUGUACUCAGAUUUAGGUGCACAUUAAAGAACUCCAUUUGGUCGAAGCUAAUCCAGAGUCUCCCACUAUGGCAUGUCUCAUAGUUGUCUCAUAAAUAUCACAGAAUGGCUGAUUCAGGUUUGGUUUAUGCACUCCGCUUGAUCUUCUUCUAUAAUGGACAUUGCCGAACUGUAGUGUAUAUGCACACUAAUAGAAAUUGCUGUUCGGUGUCUCUUAUUGAGCCUCAGUCAGCUUGGAAUGAAUUGGUCAUAAUGGUUGGCAGUAUUGCGGGUGAUUUGAAUGGCCUUUUCUCUUUGAUAGAGGUAUUUAAACAGCUUCUUGCAGGAUGUUCCCUAGUGGCUUGUGCAGAUGUGUGGAAGAUGUCUGCUAGUUCAGAUUUUGGCUAACUUAUCUGCUUGCCAUCUCUAGGUGGCAAGCAUUUGAAGUUUAAUAAGGCUGCACUAACACGACAUUGUCGAGCACAUUUUCUUGAAAGAUAGCUGACGUAGGCACUCUGUAUACAUGAGGCAUGAACCUAAAGGCCUAACCAAAGAAUUGCACUAAAUGAAAGGUUGCACUUUAUGAAUUGUCUGACACAGUUGCCAUGCGUCAACAUGUGCAAAGUGUCAAAGGCUUAAUUUUUUAGCUGAGUGGAGCGACAUCUCCCUGACUUUGGCGUUAGCUCCCACCUGGUUUUCUAUGGAGCACUGUUGCUUGGCUUACACUCAUUUGUGCCUUUGUUAGAUUUGGCAGAAUGAUCAGUGAAUUGAAGGUAUUUAAUUUUACCAAUGCAAUUGCAUUGCUUCACAGUUAUGCAGCAUGCGUGUCAUGAUGCACGGCUAGAGACAUGUUCUUGGAGGGAACGCUGAAAAACUUCCCUUGUUUGCCUUCGAGACUUAGUCGGCUGGACUACGCUUUACACUUGUACCUGCAGUUAUUUAUAAAUAUUUUAUUGAAUCAUAGUUAGAUAUUACUUAUAUUUGGAGUAUUUUGUAGAGAGGCUUGUUAAUGAAUUAUUUAAGCAAAGCCAUUCACAAAUCUGAGUUUGUUUGUGCCUUGGGGAAACAUUUGCAAGAGCGCCCGAAGGUUUACAAAAGUGUUGGGUUUGGCACGUCUUGCACCGUACAGCCGAUAUGUGCCGAGAAUAAAAUUGCUUUGAACGAAAAUGGGUUUGAUAAGCGACCGUCGCAGUUAUGAAAUGCGGCAGGUCAGACUCGCUGCCUUGUCUGGAUCUGAGUGUGCCCCCUUCAUCAUCAAUCAAGGGCAAGGUUAUUCCAUGCCCGAAACACCAUCUGCGCUUUCUAGUCUAACAAGAGUGUUCAGCCACAAAGGAGGCAUCGCACACGGACACACACGGACACACACACAAAUCGCACAUGCGUGCAUCUACACAGCCACGCACGCUACACACACACACACACGCACGAACCAAAACUGACCAAGUACCUGAGAGAUUGGCGCCCGGGUGGUGUCCGGCUAGCGUUCCGGUGAAAUGAAGCCUGUUGUCUUGUUGUCUGUUCAUGUCCUGCUGCUACUCGCUGUUGUGAAGGGGAGGCAAUCUUGUGUAAGCGGGGUGCGGGAGACAAGUGUGUCGUGUAUGGUGGGGCCGAAGAGCCAAAAUCAUGCCUUGUUCUGUAAUACUCCUCUUCUGAUGAAGCUGUUGUUCACUCGAUGUGUCUGGUGGUGUUAGGAGAGAUGUUCUCAGGGUCAUAACAAUUUGCUGUUUCUCGCGCGCACGCGCAUGGUCGUGCGAAGCAGAGGCAUUUUUUUAACUUGUCACGUACGACGACGACGACGACGCCCACUUUGUUGUACAUAGAAGGAUUGGUAUAUAUUUAUUGUUGCCACACACAUACUAUGUUUUUUCUCUCCCAUCUAUCCCUUCCCCCUCUUUUUCUUCCUUUCUCAAUUUCUCACAUUCUCUCUUUCACAAACACACCAAUGGCUUGCUUUGUUUUAAAGGACAUUUCUUCACUUGGAACAACUCAUUCCUAAGAAUACUUUUUUGUUGCCCGUGCUUUUUACAUUUCCUCCCUCCCUCAUAAAAAGAAAGUUAUUUUUACCAUACUCGUGUUUUUGCAUACUUGUUUCGUAAGAAAAAAAAAUAUGAGAUAUAUUGUAUACUUGAAGUUAUAUAUAUAUAUUAUAUACAUGCUAUUAUACACACACGUUUUACCACAAUCGUGUUUGAUACCAUGGUAUAGAUUUACAUAAAAACGAUGUGCAUUUUGGAGUGUGUGUGUAUGUACACAUAUAUUUUUUGUAUGGCAAGAUCAGUCCACAGCUGUGUGGGAAAGCUUUUUAACAAGUGUUGUACGAGGACGCACGUGGCGAAGCGCCGAGAGAACAAAUAACAGGAAUAAAGCAUUCGCUCAACAGCA
Dermacentor albipictus is the source of this 11799-nucleotide messenger RNA. RefSeq names its product zinc finger protein 775-like. Gene Ontology annotation, molecular function: chromatin insulator sequence binding. Lineage: Eukaryota; Metazoa; Arthropoda; Arachnida; Ixodida; Ixodidae. Gene Ontology annotation, cellular component: chromosome. The record is from RefSeq and is a predicted model, not a curated record. Gene Ontology annotation, biological process: regulation of transcription by RNA polymerase II.